AGUCGCGUAGUAAAUAAACCGAAUGGACGUAGAAGAUAAAAAUGACUGACACAACAACUUGGAGUAUUUCUGACCAUAACCUUGGACUAUAUCAUAUCUAAAUCGAUUUAUUUGUCUACACCAACGCUAUAUUCGUUACCGCUGUCUGUUAUGGAGACUCGUGUGACAUCGGAUUAUCAUCACAACCUGCAUAUCUAAUGUCAAAACCUGUCGUUAGCUGCAAACAGCUAAUCGUUAAUGAAUGAGUUUCCUGAGGUGAUUGUAAGCUAACUAAAUUAGCUCAAAGCGCGUGCGGGGCUCACGCGCGUUUUAAAGCUGCAAGAGCAAAAAAGAAGGAGAAAUAAAAUGUCGGAUUUAAACCGAGACGUUUUGGAGCUGGUGUGGGGCAAACAGGCGAGCAACAACGGCGUGUCUGCGUCUCUGUUUCGCAGGUGGACACAAGGUUUUGUCUUCAGUGAGACCGAGCACAGUGCCCUGGAGCAGUUUGAAGGUGGACCAUGCGCUGUGAUUGCACCUGUACAGGCUUUCCUGCUGAAGAACAUCCUGUUCAACCUGGAGAGCUCAAACUGGAGAAAUAUCUCUGAGGAAGAGCAGCGCUUAGCCCUGUGCUCAACAUUUACUGAGAUUCUGGUGUCUGCCUGCAUUGGCAAGACCCACAACUUCUGCUUGGCCACGUGGGCUCCCUCCAAAUCCACAGACGAGAACAGGGACAUCACUGAAGACCACACAGAACCAGAAUCCAGUCAGAACACACAGACACAGCAGCAACCAACUGCUUUGGCUGUUGAGGAGCUUGGCUUUGAGCGGUUUCACAGCAUGGUACAUAAAAGAACACUAAAGACUGUUGCAGAGCUAAAGGAGUUAAUACUCUCACUGUACGACACUUGGAGGAAUAAAUUUGGAGUCUUGCUCUUCCUGUAUUCAGUAAUACUUACAAAGGGUAUUGAGAAUAUAAAAAAUGAAAUUGAGGACACUUCAGAGCCACUUAUUGACCCUGUGUACGGCCAUGGCAGUCAAAGCCUGAUCAACCUGCUGAUCACGGGACAUGCCGUGUCAAACGUUUGGGAUGGAGACAGGGAAUGCUCAGGAAUGAAGCUUCAUGGGAUCCAUGAACAGACUACUGUUGGCUUUCUCACACUAAUGGAAUCGCUACGAUAUUGUAAGGUUGGAUCAUGUCUCAAAUCUCCAAAGUUCCCUAUAUGGAUCCUUGGCAGUGAGACCCAUCUCUCUGUGUUUUUCACGAAGGAGAUGUCUCUGGUGGCCCCUGAGUCUCCGUCAGAACAGGCCAGAAGAAUCUUUCAGACCUUCGAUCCAGAAGAUAACGGUUUCAUUCCUGACACACUGCUCGAAGACGUUAUGAAGGCUUUGGAUCUGGUCUCGGAGCCUGAGUAUGUCAAUCUGAUGAAGAGUAAGCUGGAUCCUGAAGGACUAGGAAUUGUUCUGUUGGGUCCGUUCCUGCUCGAAUUCUUCCCCGAUCAGGACUCAGGGAUUCCAGACUCAUUUCCUGUGUACCACUAUAACGGCCUGAAGCAGUCCAACCACAAUGAGAAGGUGAGCUAUGUUGAGGGCACCGCUUUAGUUCUGGGCUUCGAGGAUCCUAUGGUGCGUACAGAUGACACUCCGAUCAAGCGCUGCCUCCAGACAAAGUGGCCGUACAUCGAGCUUCUGUGGACCACAGAGAGGUCUCCCUCUCUAAAUUAACCCCUUCACCAACAUCUCACCUCUCACUUCAGGACCCCUGCACGCUCUCCAAACCAUGAAUAUCAGGAGAACGGCUUCGCGCCUCAACUAAAUACACAAGACAAACUGGCUGAUGCUGCCUGAUUCGCAUCGGCUCGCUUGCUCUAAUCUUUAUUUAUCAAAUUUCAUUCAGCUCGUAUGUUAAAAAAAAAAGUGUGUGUGUGGGGGGGAGUGUUUAAUAUUAGAAACCCCUUAUAUGGAACAAUGAUUUUCAUAUUUUUUUCUGGACGGUGUUAAUAUUUUUUUUGUUUGCAGAUUUUCUACAGAUUUUUCUGGUUCAUUUUGUUUACAAGGCUAAAAGAGAACAGUAAAUGAGGUUGAUGAAGCAGGCCUACUGACUCAUUGAUGGAUAUGUAGCUAGAUAACUACAGUUGUAGAUUUGAUUCUGGUGAAAGGUUGUGUCCAAUGUUUAAUCUGACCAAAACCUCCUGGUGCUCCAGGCUACAUUCUGCAGUGUUUACGUCACUUGGACAAAAUAAAGCCAGGUUCGGUUUAGACCGGUUUAAAAAGGAAUGCAUUACAACCCAAAACAGGGCACAGGAAGAGAGAGGAGGAGGAGGAGGAAGAUAAAGAGACAGAUUAGUAGGGGGAACGGCGAGACAGUAUUGGUAUUUGAUCUUGGAUGUGACUAUAAAACUUUUUCUUCACCAUAGCAGUAACACCUAUUUAUUGUUCACUGCCUCUCUGGCAAAGGGACGAACAACCAUGAGCGCACAUUAUUUAUUCUGACCAGAUGAUUCACAGAAAUAAACUUUUUAUGUCUUCUUGCCUGGA
This is a messenger RNA of Tachysurus vachellii, 2514 nucleotides long. It is a transcript of the gene mindy3, whose product is annotated as MINDY lysine 48 deubiquitinase 3. Gene Ontology annotation, molecular function: cysteine-type deubiquitinase activity; calcium ion binding; K48-linked deubiquitinase activity. Lineage: Eukaryota; Metazoa; Chordata; Actinopteri; Siluriformes; Bagridae. The record is from RefSeq and is a predicted model, not a curated record. Gene Ontology annotation, biological process: protein K48-linked deubiquitination. The transcript has 16 exons. Bases 346 to 1701 code for a protein of 451 amino acids.